Molecule: messenger RNA, 1002 nt
Organism: Budorcas taxicolor (takin)
Lineage: Eukaryota; Metazoa; Chordata; Mammalia; Artiodactyla; Bovidae
Gene: CSKMT
Product: citrate synthase lysine methyltransferase
Exons: 3
Coding region: 270-992 (240 amino acids)
Molecular function (GO): S-adenosylmethionine-dependent methyltransferase activity
Source: RefSeq, a predicted model, not a curated record
UGGAGUGUGGUCUGGUCUGUGGAGCCACCCCAAGAGCCGGAGCUGCCAUAUCCCCUCUUCCACUUCCCGCUGCAAACAAUAAAGGUCGUUCGUACGGUACUAAGUUUGUGUCCGCGUUCUUUUUUCCCGAAGCUGCAGGGUUAGGGAAGCUUUACGCGUCAUUCCGCACAGCGGAUUUUGCAAAUCUUCACUUGGAUCUCAGGCCCCAGCCGGAGUACGGGCGACAUUUUCACACAAGUUUCCCUGGGCGACCUUGCCGGCACCUCCGGAUGGCUGCUUUGCGCCGAACCCUCCAUCUGGCGAGCCUGGCGGCGGGGACGCGCCGCACCGUGGCGGGUUCCUUGGCUGGUAGCUGCCUGGCGGACCGCUCCCUCUGGGAUAAGCUCCACGCCCAACCCCGUCAGGGCAGCGUCUGCACCUUCGACUGGUUCUUUGGAUACGAAGAAGCCCAGGGGCUCCUGCUGCCGCUGUUGGAAAAGUCAUGGGCUGCCUGUCCACCCCGGGUGUUGGACGUGGGCUGUGGGACCUCCAGCUUGUGUACAGGUCUCUAUACCAAAUGCCGACACCCCGUGGACGUGUUGGGGGUGGACUUCUCGCCGGUAGCUGUGGCCCACAUGAACAGUCUCCUGGAAGGUGGCCAAGGCCAAGCACCCCUAUGCCCUGGACACCCUGAGUCAAGCCUCCAUUUCAUGCAGGCUGAUGGCCAGAAUCUGCAGCCACUGGCUUCCUCAGGCUCCUUUCAGCUAGUACUGGACAAGGGCACCUGGGAUGCUGUUGCCCGGGGUGGUCUGCCAGGGGCUUACCAGCUCCUGGCAGAAUGUCUGAGGGUCCUAAGCCCCCAGGGGACCCUGAUUCAGUUCUCAGAUGAGGAUCCUGAUGUGCGGCUCCCCUGCCUAGAGAAAGGGUCCCAGGGCCGGACUGUGACUGUGCAGGAGCUGGGCCCUUUCAGGGGCAUCACCUACUUUGCUUACGUGGUUCAAGGCUCUGAUUAAAGAUGUUUUA